AUGGGUGAUCUUGAUUACUUCUUGGGAUUGGAAAAUGUUCGACGAGACAAGGACAUCAUUCUUUCGCAACAAAUAUAUAUUCGUGAACUACUUGAAAAGGCAGGUCAUUCUGGUUCCAAACCGAAUGACAGUCUGAUAUUUUUUGACCCGGUUAAAUAUCGUCAACUUGUUGGUGCACUACAAUAUGCUACCUUGUCAAGACUAGAUAUCACCUUUGCUGUUAAUCGUGUAUGUCAGUUCAUGCACUCUCCCACUGAAAACCAUUGGAGUGCUGUAAAACGUAUCUUAAGAUAUCUUCAAGGCACAACUCAUUAUGGUCUACUCAUUCGUCAUGAUUCAACCUCUGUUUUACAUGCCUUCACUGAUACUAGUUGGAACCAUCUGUCUGCCUAUUCUGAUGCGGAUUGGGGCUAUAUGGAAGAUAUCAAGAACCAAUUGUUGCAAAAACAACUAUGUCAAUGUUUUUCCCUUCCAGAGAUUCGGGCAGCCACCAAUGAAUUUGAUGAUGAAUUGGUUAUAGGUCAAGGUGGAUUUGGGAAAGUUUAUAAAGGUUCCAUAAAAUUGGGAGCUACAUGUGCUCCUGCUGCCGUCAAGCGGUUGCAUACUAAUUCAAAUCAAGGUGCCAAGGAAUUUUGGGUUGAAGUUGAGAUGCUUUCUAAGUUGCGGCACUGUAAUUUAGCAUCUUUAUUUGGGUAUUGUAAUGAUGGAAAAGAAAUGAUCCUUGUGUAUGAGUAUUUGCCUCAGGGGACACUUGAAGGUUGUCUUUACAAGUCUGGCACAUCUCUCACGUGGUUGCAACGGCUAAAUAUAUGUAUAGGGGCCGCUCGAGGAUUAGAUUAUCUUCACACAGGCACAGGCACAAAACAUGGAAUCAUACAUCGAGAUGUGAAGAGUUCCAAUAUAUUGUUAGAUGAGAAUUAUGCAGCUAAGAUAUCUGAUUUCGGGCUGGCCAAAGUAGGCCCGGCCAAUCAGACCCAUACGUUUGUGAGCACGGGAGUGAAAGGGACAUUUGGGUAUAUGGAUCCAACGUAUUUCUAUACGAACAAAUUAACUAGAAAAUCUGAUGUUUAUGCAUUUGGGGUUGUAUUGUUUGAGGUCUUAUGUGGGCGUCCGGCUGUGGACACAAGUCUUGAUGAAGAGCAAUGGGGUUUAGCAUCAUGGGCUCAAGAUUGUGUAAGAGAAGGAAAACUGUCACAGAUUGUUGAUUCUAGUUUGAGGGGGCAGAUAUCGACCAAUAGUUUGGAGAUAUUCACACAAAUUGCAGUAACUUGCUUGCAUAGUCGUCCAAAUCAGCGGCCUACUAUGGCUGAAGUCAUAACAAAACUUGAGUUUGUUAUGUCUCAACAGAUGAAGAUGGAUCCUUCUUCUAUAGAAAGUAAAUUGCAAAAGAAGGUAUGGUUUUCCUUAUCUGCAGGAGUUAUGAAAUUCAGCAAUUUGAUGACAUCUUGUUUGGUAGCAAGCGAAUCAGUUGAUGUUAAUGUUAAAAAAGAAAAAAAGAAAAAGAAAAAAAAGAAACUGCUCACUGCAUCAGCCAAGUUUCUCAAUGAAAAUCCUUACUGGAGAACGCAUGUAGCAUAUCUUUCUGAUGGUAUUCAAGUGAUUGUAAAACGCAUAUUAACUCAACUAAGCCAAAAGAAGUUUGUCACUGUUGUUUCUGCUCUUGGAAAGAUCCGUCACCCAAAUGUGUUGGAUCUCAAGGCCUAUUAUUGGGGAAGAGGAGAUGCAUUGUGUGUUUACAAAUUUACACCCAACUGGAACGUUGCAUCUCUACUACUAUCCCAGAAUCAAGGUGGAUCACCCACAACUUUCGAUUGGCAACUAAGGUUUAACAUUAUUAUCGGUAUCACAAGAGGCCUUUUUUACCUUCACUUCCAUGAGGGAAUAGUUCAUGGAGAUCUUAAGUUGAAUAUGAUAUUGCUUGAUGAGAAAUAUAAUCCCAUGAUCGCUAAUGUUGGCCUCUUGCAUUUAUUGCCAGCCACACCACAGAGGCUCAGAAACAAUUGUGCACCAGAAUACACAGGAUCAGUGAAUGCUACAACAGAGAUUGAUGUAUAUAGCGUCGGCAUAAUAAUGUUAGAGCUUUUGACAGGAUUGUCUACACAGAAAGAUGUACAUCCAGUUGAUUUGCCGACAUGGGUUAAGUCAGUACCUCAAGAGAAGUGGUCUACUGAAGCAUUUGACACGAAUCUCAGAAAGGAGAAUUUGGAAACACACCAUGUGAUGAUCAAGAUACUGUCAGUAUCUCUUCAGUGUGUUGAGUAUGAUCCUAAGGCCAGGCCAACAAUUCAGGACGUUCUUGAAAUAUUGGAACAGAUAGAGGUAUAG
Molecule: messenger RNA, 2325 nt
Organism: Erigeron canadensis
Lineage: Eukaryota; Viridiplantae; Streptophyta; Magnoliopsida; Asterales; Asteraceae
Product: receptor like protein kinase S.2-like
Exons: 5
Coding region: 1-2325 (774 amino acids)
Biological process (GO): protein autophosphorylation
Cellular component (GO): plasma membrane; plasmodesma
Molecular function (GO): transmembrane receptor protein tyrosine kinase activity; ATP binding
Source: RefSeq, a predicted model, not a curated record